AUAAAUUUCUAACCUCUAUUAUUUUAUUUGUUACAAAUUAUCGAAGAUCAUAUAAAAGAAUUUUGCUUCUAACUAUGCUUGACAAAAUAUUGUACAAUACCGUUCUUUCUCAAACAUUUUCACCAUGUGGAAAAUAUUUAGUAGCCGGUAAUAUUUACGGCCAGUUAGCGGUUUUCGAUCUUGACUGCAUUUUCAAUCCGGUGAUUGAGCUGCUCUCGUCGAAUUUCAGUCAACCAAAGCAUAUACAUAAACUCCAAGAGGGAAACCAGAUUUGCAGUUUAAUUACUGUCGAAAAGUUUUUAAUUGUCGGCACAGUCAAUGAAAUAUCAGGAUGGGAAUGGAAAGCGGUUCUAAAUUCAAAAUUGAACAAACCAUCUUGGACAAUAAAGGUUAACCCAAAUUCUCUUCUAGAACAAUGUGAUGUGAACUCUCUGUGGUACUCGGAAGAAGAAGGGAGAUUAUACGCUGGCUGUGGAGACAACAACAUACACUCAUACAACUUAGAGGAAGGAAGACUUAUUCAGAGCUAUGAAGGCCAUAGCGACUUCAUACAUUCUGUUCAUGGAAAUGGCCAGAAACUGGUAUCCGCAGGUGAAGAUGGCUUAGUCCUGCUGUGGGAUAUGAGGAUGAAGCAGCCGUACAACAGAAUUGAACCCCACACCAACAGCAAGAUAGCUCGCCCUGAUAUCGGGAAAUGGAUUGGCUCUGCUGCUAUGGGCGAUGAUUGGAUUGUCUGUGGAGGUGGACCCAAGUUAUCACUAUGGAACUUACGCUCGUUGGACGCAGUGACGUCAUUUGACCUGCCCGACCACGGCAUCCAUGUCUCAUUCUUCCACGAAGACUGUGUGUUUGCUGGUGGCGCAGCAAAGCAUCUCUACCAGCUCAGCUACUCAGGAGAAGUGAGGGUGGAGCUACCAGUAUCUUCUACGACUGUGUACUCGGCUGUUCUCAGAACGAACCCGCACAAGGUUUUGGCAAUUGCAGGGUCCAGCCCCGAAAUUGACUUCUGUACGUCUUUCAAUUAUAGAGACCAGGUGUUGCAUUUUAGAUAAAGUUAGAUUUAGUUGUAGCAAUUAGUGUUAAGAUUUGGAAUAAAACACACUUUUUGAUAUAA
Molecule: messenger RNA, 1114 nt
Organism: Aricia agestis (brown argus)
Lineage: Eukaryota; Metazoa; Arthropoda; Insecta; Lepidoptera; Lycaenidae
Gene: thoc6
Product: THO complex subunit 6
Exons: 4
Coding region: 75-1052 (325 amino acids)
Biological process (GO): mRNA export from nucleus
Cellular component (GO): THO complex; transcription export complex
Molecular function (GO): protein binding
Source: RefSeq, a predicted model, not a curated record